AGCGUCGCAAAAAUGUUGUGGGUGUGACAUCUAGUGGUGACGCGCAGCACGCGCAGCGCAGUCAGUUGCUAUAGAAACCAAACCAAGUCAACUUGACAACAAAAUGUUUCAAAGCGCAAACCACGAGUGUUCUGAACUUUCAAUGCGUUUCGCAACUUACCUAAAUGAAUCACAUGUCGACAUACCUGAAUCAUAUAUGUAAGAAAACGUUCCAGGUUUAAUUCGAAUCCACCUUUCUAAGGAAUAAUGUUCCGGAAAACAGCCUGGAGGAAAUGCGUGAGUGACGUGACCCACAGUCAUCAGGACCGAGCUCUGAACACAACCAUCCUCAUCCUCAGAGAGGUCGGACCCGUCGGCUUUCUCCUGCAGGAGGACGGAGACUCCAAACAAUAUAAAGUCUGCUUAGGUGAUCCACACACGUGCACCUGUCCCACCUUUCAGAAAGAGAAAGACCUGUGUCAACACAUCUGCUGGAUUUUGAUGCGUAAAUUUCGGCUGCCCAGAGAUCAUGAAUACUGUUUUCAGUACGGCCUUGCAGAGAGACAGAUCCUAGACCUCUUACAAGGGCUUCAUGUCACCAAAACGACAUCCCAUAGUGACAGACCAUCAUGCCCCGAACCAGAUGAGGACGACGGGCGUGUCCGUCAGAAAGCCAUCGAGAAGGAUGAUUUAUGUCCCGUCUGCCAAGAAGAACUUUUGCUGAAAAAGUUGCCUGUGACUUACUGCCGGUACGUUUCUUUUAUUGCAGAUGUGAAUGAAGAUUACUCCGAAAUAUUCCAUCAGACCGUACCCAUGACGUCGGUGUCGGUGUUGUUGUUGUUCAGGUUCGGCUGCGGAAACAACAUUCAUAUUUCAUGCAUGAAGGUGUGGGCUGAUCACCAGACGAAACUGAACUCACGCAUGCUGAAGUGUCCGCUCUGCAGAGAUGACUUUGGCACUUUAACGCAACUAAAGGAAGAAGUGAGAAACUCGGCAGAUGUGUGUACUUAUUAUGAGCGAGAGUGUCUGGAUAAACAUCUUGGAGUGGUGUGUAACGGUUGCGGGGUCUGUCCUGUCGUCGGCAAGUGUUUCAAGUGUACAGAAUGCAGUUAUUUUCACCUGUGUGAGAAAUGCUUCAGGAGACACGCUCACCCACAGCAUUCCUUCACGUGUCGAACGAGUUUAACAGAGAGAAAACGUGUGUUUGUGCAGAAGAGAGGUCAUUCGUGGCAGGCCGUCUCUGAAGAAACGCGGAUGAUGGACAAACACACGAUGGACAGAAGCGUGUCCGCCGUGACGUGUGAUGUUGUCCCGAAUCACGUCAUGAAGAGUUUGCCGAUGGUGAGGGUCCGAAAAGAAUCCAAACUGCUUCAUCCGGGUGUGCAGUGUCGGAUCUGCCUGUCAAGAUUUCAGACGGCUCAGAACGUCAGAUCUCUUCCCUGCAAACACAAGUUUCAUACUGACUGCAUCGAUGCAUUAAUCCAGAAGUCAAACUGCUGUCCGCUGGAUUUUCAUGUCAUCUACAAUCCUCUUACAUGGAACAUCAGAGUCGGCCGAACACAAAGCUCUCCGGCUCCUCCUGGUGUCACUCGGAGCAAGCGCACAGAUCCACACAUCUCUGAAUUCAUUCUUCCAUGUAUUGGUUUACAGGUUCAGAAAGGUCACGCUUCAUCCGUGUUGAGACCCGGCACACGUGUGUCAGGGUGCGAGGGUCCAUCCUCUGUGAAAUCACUCUCUCAGGGUUUACAGGAUCUUUACAUUCACAGUUCUCACAUAGAACCGUUCUCUAGAAAGACUGUCAUGAAACACGGUCAUAUUAAACCACCGAAUAAAGGCUUAUCAUCUGCAGCGGCCGAGAGAAGAGCAAACCCAGCCGCAACAUUCAGCAUUAAACAGCACACAGAGCAGCGAAGACUCGACGUGACCCAUACUGAACCUACCAGCACCGCCACACCUUCAGACGAGACCACCGAGAGUAGAUGCUCCCCACAAAUACCCCAUCAGAGACGAAAUGAGUCAGGUCACAAGGGUCACUUACAUUAAAUGAUGCCGCAACUAUCUUUCCACCUUUUUUAAAUAAUCCUUCAAAUUCCAUUACAAAGAUUAUUGUUUUAGAACGUAAAGCGUGCUUAUAAUAAGAUCUUAUAAAAGAAUCUUGGUAACACUUUACAUUAAGGUACACUUUAUGAAGUGUCUUCAUUAAUCAUUAAUAAGUUAUUUACAAAUGCAUGAAUAAAAAGGGGGAUUCCAACGAAUUACCUGCCAAAUAGUGAGCACCCUACAGUCUCCCGUCUGACAGCCUAUAUUGCAAACAACAUCAAGAUAAUAAUGAAUCUGCUUUCGAGUCAAAUAAAUAAUGAAUAAAUACAUUUAUUAAGCAUUUAUAACAUACGAGUUAAAAUGGAUCACUAUUUGGCAGGUUUUUCAUUAGAAUCCCCCUUUUUAUUCACGCAGUUAUAACCGCUUUAUAAUUCAUUUGUAAAUGGCUUAUUAAUCAUUAAUGAACUCAUUUAUAAAUGCUUUAUGAAGGGUACCUUAAUGUAAAGUGUUACCAGAAUCUUAUAAUAAGAGCUUUUAAUAACAGUGUUAUUGUUGAAUAUUAGUAUAGCAUUGGUAAGGGGUGACGGAUGAUAAGUUAAAAAGCUUUCCAGCAGUAUGACUGUAAACGACUUAAAGCCGGUUUCAAGACUUCUGUAAUUCCAGAAUUAAACCUUCACUACAUGGAAAGGCCAAAGAUAUCAGAGAAAUCCUGAAUUCUUCAACACAACCUUAUU
Molecule: messenger RNA, 2753 nt
Organism: Triplophysa rosa
Lineage: Eukaryota; Metazoa; Chordata; Actinopteri; Cypriniformes; Nemacheilidae
Gene: zswim2
Product: zinc finger, SWIM-type containing 2
Exons: 9
Coding region: 247-2022 (591 amino acids)
Molecular function (GO): zinc ion binding; ubiquitin protein ligase activity
Source: RefSeq, a predicted model, not a curated record